Molecule: messenger RNA, 3207 nt
Organism: Anolis carolinensis (green anole)
Lineage: Eukaryota; Metazoa; Chordata; Lepidosauria; Squamata; Anolidae
Gene: pcp4l1
Product: Purkinje cell protein 4 like 1
Exons: 3
Coding region: 162-371 (69 amino acids)
Source: RefSeq, a predicted model, not a curated record
ACUCAAAGUGCCGGGCAUCCUUUUUGAGUCCGGCAGUAUGCUAUCGGGAUAGAGAGAGAUAGAGAGAGAGAGAGAGCAAAAACAGCGGAGCCCUCGUGUGUGCGCCGAACGCAUAUGAGAAGAGCGCCGAGCAUCGUUCUCAGAGCAGCCCAGCCAUCGCCAUGAGCAAGCUCAGUCCCAAUGAGACUCCGUCCCCCAGUGAGAUUCCUGGCCAGGAGGGGAAAGAUAAACCCGGGACUGCCAAGAAGGUGGAAGCCGAAGAGGAGGAAAUAGACAUUGACCUGAACGCCCCCGAGACCGAGAAGGCUGCGCUCGCCAUCCAGGGCAAAUUCCGGCGCUUCCAGAAGCGGAAAAAGGACCCCAGCUCCUGAGCGUGCCGCGAUGCCGAGCCUACCUCUCUGCUCCGCUCUCUCCUCCUUUCCCGGCAACCCACCCCUCCUCCUUGCCCCAAACACUCCUCGCAAAGCCUGGCUCACUCAAUAUCGUCGUAUCUGCCCCUGUUAAGCGGGACUCGUCGUCUCUUUUGGCUCCCUCCUUUUUGCACGUACCAUAUCUUACUCAAAGCAGGGACCGGGGUGGGUUUUUUGGUGGGCGGGCAAGGGCUGGAGAGGGGGAAACAACCAACCAAGAGGGCUUCUUUAGAGCUCGUGCACAUCCCGAACCCCACACCCACCCCUUGGAUCCCCAAUAGCCAUGAUAAAGCAGCGCAGCGUUGUCCUUUGGAGAAAGCCAUCGAUGCUUUGGGGAACGUGGUGGCCUUAGGGCAGGUGGGAGAGGUCGGGGAACCGCUGCUAGAUUUCCCGUAUUUUUUUGAAAUGUCUGCACUUUGAACACUGGCCGACCCCUUAAGGGUGGCUUUACGGGUCAGUUCAUGCUUCUGCGCAUCCUUAGCCAAUUAAACCGGGCGCUCGACACAAUUGCGAUAAGACUCGCAUUUUCUCAUGACGUUUCACCCACAUCUGUGGCAGGCCUCCUCAGAGGUUGUGAGGACUGUUGGAAACUAGGCAAGAGGAGAUUGAGAAGUAUCUCCUUGGGUUGUGUGAGUUUUCUACGCUGUCUGGCCACAUUCCAGAAGCAUUAUCUCCUGACGUUUCGCCCACAUCUAUAGCAGGCAUCCUCAGAGGUUGUGAGGACUGUUGGAAACUAGGCAAGUGGAGAAGUAUCUCCUUGGGGUGUUGUGAGUUUUCCACGCUGUCUGGCCACGUUCCAGAAGCACUCUCUCCUGACGUUUUACCCACAUCUAUAGCAGGCAUCCUCAGAGGUUGUGAGGACUGUUGGAAACUAAUCAAGUGGAGAAGUAUCGCCUUGGGUUGUGUGAGUUUUCCAGGCUGUCUGGCCACGUUCAGGAAGCAUUCUCUCCUGACGUUUCGCCCACCUCUAUGGCAGGCAUCCUCAGAGGUCGCAUCCUCUGCUGCGUGCAAACGUUGCGAGCGGACGAGUCAUUUCCACUCGACAUGUGUUCAUCGUAAAUGAACUUGCCAUGUCAUGCAUUAAAUUCGAGAUGGACAAUCCCGCCCAGCGGACUAUUUUCGUGACUCGUUUGGCAAGGGCUUGACCGCCGGCUCGUGAAAUUUGACAAUAUCCCGUUAUUGCCGGUUGGUUUCACCGGGCUUUGGUGCUGCUUGUGUUUCUUAAAGGUCCAAACCAAAAAAAAUCUCAUCUGAAAAUGACAUCUAAGACCCCCCAUCUCCACCACCAUAUAAUGCAAGUCGAAACUGCAUUAUAUGGUCAGUGUGGACUCAUUGGAUGCAGUAAACUUGCAUCCAACGAGUAUAUAAAUAAAGUAUUAUUAUUACUAUUACUAUUAUAAUAAUUAUUAUUUGAAACACAACAAGUUGAGUCCACAGCAGACACUCUGCUGGCUAUUAUUAUUAUUAUUAUUAUUAUUAUUAUUACUAUUAUUAUUUGAAACACAACAAGUUGAGUCCACAGCAGAGACUCUGCUGGCUAUUAUUAUUAUUAUUAUUAUUAUUAUUAUUAUUAUUAUUUGAAACACAACAAGUUGAGUCCACAGCAGACAAUCUGCUGGCUAUUAUUAUUAUUAUUAUUAUUAUUAUUAUUACUACUACUAUUAUUAUUAUUAUUUGAAACACAACAAGUUGAGUCCACAGCAGACACUCUGCUGGCUAUUAUUAUUAUUAUUAUUAUUAUUAUUAAAAUUAUUAUUAUUAUUAUUAUUAUUAUUAUUAUUAUUAUUAUUAUUAUUAUUAUUUGAAACACAACAAGUUGAGUCCACAGCAGACACUCUGCUGGCUAUUAUUAUUAUUACUAUUACUAUUACUAUUACUAUUAUUAUUAUUAUUAUUUGAAACACAACAAGUUGAGUCCACAGCAGACACUCUGCUAGCUAUUAUUAUUAUUAUUAUUAUUAUUAUUAUUAUUAUUAUUAUUAUUAUUUCAUUAUGACACAGCAAACAACAUUAUUAUUAUUAUUGUAUGACACAGCAAACAAGAUAGAUAUGCUGGAUUUCAUUUCACAAAAUCACAAGUCGAACACUUCCCAAGUGUCUAGGACUGUGUGAUGUAUUUUCGGAUGAUGUGUGCAGAUCCCAGUAGGGUGGCCUUUUGCAGUUGGCAGAUCGUUAUUAUUAUUAUUAUUAUUAUUAUUAUUAUUAUUAUUAUUAUUACUAUUAUUACACUAGCCUUAUAGUGCCGCUCCAAAUUACAUUAUACAUGGCAGUGUACAUGAGCCAUUCGUUUUCUGAUAUCUGAACCUGGAAGUCUAAUUCUUGCAAGUUAUAUUUUUUGGGUUGCUGUGACUUUUCUGGGCGGUCUGGCCCUGUUCCAGAAGCAUUCUCUCCUGUCAUUUUGCCCAGACAUACCUAUACACGACUUGCUUAGCUUUCCAACAGACCUCACAACCUCUAAGGUCUGCCAUUCCUUAAGUAUUCGAUCCUGAAACCGAUAUGUUAGAGAUCCCGAAAUCACUGCUAUUUUUAAACGCCAAGAUCGAAGCCCGUCCUCGGGUGUCACACCAAUGGGAGAGGGCACUGCUGCCGGCACCCUGUUUUGAGCCAAAGGUGCACCAGAUCCUUCUUUGCUGAAGGUCGGCGCCGCAGAGAUCCGAACCGUUCUUGGCUCCGUCACCUUCAUCCCGCGGCGCGGCUUCACCCAGAAUGGCGAGCGGCAUCACUGUGUGGCGCAGGCAAAGCCACUCGAGGAUUGACUCUUUCCGCAUGUCAAUAAAAUAAUAAUAAUCAGGGAAAA